AUGCACGUAGACGACGCCACAAUCCCCAUAGCUGCGAGCCCGCCUCCAGCAUCGACCGAGCCAAACCCGGACUCGCCGCCGGAAGCCGAGGCGCCCCCACAGGCACCGCGUCAAUUUCCACCUCCUGGCACGCUGGUGGUCGUACAAGGCGUCGUAAACACCACCGAUGUCCCCUCCUCCGAUCGCGCAGCAUCGUCGUCUCGACGCCCAUCACGCUCGACGACACCACGCCCGUCUGGCCUGCAGGCUGUAGCUGGGCAGCGCCAGGGGGAUUCUACAUCAGUUUCUGCGGCUCGUGAUGGCGAGCGGCAUGGUACGAGGAAUAGGCUGUCCUCGUUCAUUAAUCGCUCGAGGCUAUCACCCGAUUCUCGGUCGGCCGAGCCUCCAUCGUCGAAUCGCAGCUCAGCAGUCUCCUCAGAUCUGUCAUCGAGUAUCGCUGGCCAGGACACAGUCUCUGCGGAGGAAUCAUCGAUCGCGGAUGACCACGACUCUGACCACGACGACGGCGAUGCACACCCAAGACCACUGUCGCAGGGCAGCAUUGAUGUAUUGGGAACAUUGCUCAGCGUUGCUGCGGCUGCCACUGCCGCUUCGCUGUUCUCCCCAGGUUUUGCUUUUCCCGGAGCGAACAACAGCGGUAACAGCUCAGAUGCAGUACGGCCCAUGUCACCAACCCCGACAGCGGGCCUGGGUAACCUUGCUGGCUUGGGUGCUCUUGCCGGAUUAGGCAUGGAUCCGUCUGGUGCCAGCGUAGGUCAGGGCCAGGGAGCCUCACAACCCAGGGACGGACGUGACCGUAUCCGGAACGUCUGGGAGAGUGUGCGCGACCGCCUAGGGCUUCAACCUCGUGGACAGUCAGACGGUAACGCUUCAGCUGAGGGUGACAAUCCGAAUGAGAUCCGUAUGCGUCCUGGCGACAUGUUCGCUGAGAUGGCGCGCGCUCUCAACAUCGGCCUCGGGCUCGGGGAUGGGAACGUUCCUGGGACUCGCCAGUCGGACUCGAAUGACGGAGACGACGUGCCUGCGACCGAGGAAGGUGCUGAUACUGCAGAUGCUGCCGCCGGUGAUCAUGCCGAGCGACCACCGCCGCCUGAAGACAGCUUUGAGCGAUUCCUGUUGAACCUCCAGGCGGAUCUCAGGGCAGCAUUGUCUGACGAUGGCGCUGGUCACGGGGAAUCAAGGAGAGAGAGGAACAGCGUGCUCUCUUCUGUUCCUUCCACCUUUGCUUCUUCCGAAGACCAGCAGCCCGUAGCAGGGCCUUCAAAUCCCCGCCCAUCGGCCGACUCUGCGCAGAUGGCUGAGGCUGCAGCGCAGACCUCUGACAGUUGUGCUGAGGGCGAAGAUGACCUUCCUCCGCUUCAGGACGUGUCCGAUUCCGAUUCUGACUCUGACAACGAGGGCGAUGAUGACGAUGACGAUGCUUCGCACGACAACCAUGCUGAACGCUCAGACGCGCCUCGCUCACCACGGACACCGACUCCAAUACCUACCGGGCCGUUCCCGUUCGGACCCGACACCCGGCAUGCAGGCGAUGGCGAGCGGAGACCGCCAGGCGUCAACCUAUGGCGGUUAUACCGCUUUGCGCCUAUUCCUGCUUCUCAUACUGCUGGGCAUGCGGCCGGCACGAGUGCUGUCCCUACAAACCCGCCUGCAGACGCUCAUGCCACACCCUCGCCUGGAGCUCCUACUAGUACCACAGCCGACGAACCCGACACCGCUGCACCUACUCACGCAGAGGACGUGGAAGACAGUGCGACGCCGUCGACAGCACCUGCGACAGAUCCGAACGCGAACGUCGUUGUGCCUGUCAUCGUAGUCGGCCUCCAGUCCGUCGACAUGAAUCGCAACAACGAUAAUGCGCAUACACAUGGCCCUGACGUCCAGACCCAAGAUGACACACGGUCAUCGGAGAGUGAUUCGCGUUCGUUAGAUGAGUGGCGGGACAGUCCUACCCCCGGAGCAGGUGCUGGCCAGUCGCAAUCGCGUGGAAGGACGUGGCAAUCCCGUGCGGCAAGUGCACUCAGGGGCUUGCGGCCUGGACGUCGUACGUCGAGGAACAGGCAAAACAGGGAUACUGGUGCGAGGACGUUCUUGAUCUAUGUCAUCGGAGGUUACUACCCGCCGAAUCACCACAUGGUCACUGGCUCGGACAGCCUCGACUCCUAUGAGGCUUUAUGGGAACUUGCUGAGCUGUUGGGCCAAGUGAAGCCGCCCGUCGCGACACGGGAAGACAUCGACAAUUCUGGCCUGCAGAUCAUCAAGUCCUCCGAGCUUGCACGUUAUGAGGAAGAAGGUCGCGUUGCGUCCAACUGUGUCGAGCGAUGCCUGAUCUGCCUCGAGGACUAUGAGCCGGAAGAUGCCCUACGCCUCAUGUCAUGCAAACAUGCUUACCACCAGGAGUGCGUCGAUAGAUGGCUGCAAGUUGGCCGGAACAACUGUCCUGCUUGUCGGUCUAAGGUUUGUCACGCAUGA
Molecule: messenger RNA, 2472 nt
Organism: Rhodofomes roseus
Lineage: Eukaryota; Fungi; Basidiomycota; Agaricomycetes; Polyporales; Fomitopsidaceae
Exons: 5
Coding region: 1-2472 (823 amino acids)
Source: RefSeq, a predicted model, not a curated record